This is a messenger RNA of Polyodon spathula (Mississippi paddlefish), 2179 nucleotides long. Its product is annotated as STARD3 N-terminal-like protein. The record is from RefSeq and is a predicted model, not a curated record. The transcript is spliced from 9 exons. NCBI's taxonomy places the organism in Eukaryota, Metazoa, Chordata, Actinopteri, Acipenseriformes, Polyodontidae. Bases 487 to 1218 code for a protein of 243 amino acids.
UGUGCUUCUGGUGGUAGCUUUCGUAUUAUAUAAUGUAACUUUAUUAUGUUUGCUGAAGAGAUUUCAGCUAAUCAGUAAAGUGCAUUUGGGCUGACUUUUAAACACAAUAAAAACAACCUCCUCCAUUACUGUGCUCUGGAUAAUAUUUUGUCCACUGUAUGCUUCUAUACAGUAGGUAUGUUUUGUCAACACAGAAACUGAAGCCUAAAUGGGCGUAAAGGCUAAACUAGGCGAUCUUAGAAGUAGAGAGGGAGCAUUCAUGGACUGUCUCAGGGUUUUCCUUCGACUGGAAAGCUGGCUUUGAAUUUUAAAAGCAGGUUUGAUCUUCAAGGGACAGUUUGAAGAGAAAAAUCAGGAAACGAGGAAUAAUACAAGACUAGCUACAACAGAAAAUUAUAUCAUAAUUACGGCAUCAUGCAUGAGAGCCGGGGAUGUGGCUGGUGAGCUCCUGUGCUGGAACAGUUAGUCGGCGAGUAGGCUGGUGAGAUGGAGAGUGCCCUGAGUGGGAGUGUGGACUCCAGGGCUUCCCUUCGCACUGUCAGCUCCAUUAACGCAGUGCAGCUCGCAGCCAGACUCGAGUCCUACGAAUCCGGGGAAAAGAAAUCCAUAUCUGAUGUCAGACGGACUUUUUGCCUAUUUGUUACCUUUGAUCUUCUGUUCAUUACCUUCCUGUGGAUCAUUGAACUGAACGUAGACGGAGGCAUUGAAAGACAGUUAAGCAAGGAAGUUCUUUAUUAUGAUUACCACUCCUCCUUCUUUGACAUAUUUGUCCUAGCAGUUUUUCGAUUUACUCUACUGAUACUUGCUUAUGCAGUGUGCAGGUUGAGACAUUGGUGGGCUAUAGCGAUAACAACAGCAGUUACCAGUGCUUUUUUAAUAGUUAAAGUCAUCAUCUCAAAGCUGCUUACCCAAGGGGCUUUUGGCUACCUGCUGCCUAUUGUGUCCUUCGUACUAGCAUGGAUAGAGACCUGGUUUUUGGACUUCAAAGUAUUGCCACAGGAGAUGGAGGAUGAAAAUAGGUUCCUGUCGGUUCCGGAUGCCUCAGAGAGGGCGGUGCUCAUUCACCCAGGCCCUCUGUCUGAUGGACAGUUCUACUCGCCUCCAGAGUCUGUAGCAGUGUUAACUCGAAGAACAAUGUGUGGUGCCUCAAGAGACCAUUACAACCUUAAUCUGCUCUGUGAUCCAGUCACCAGUCGCACUGAAACUUUUCUUUACUGAACAAAAUGGAACUGAUGUGGAUGUUGACUCAAUGAGCAGAAGCUACAAGAGCCGUCUUUUGCCUUAGAACUGCUAACAGCACUACUAGUCCUGUCCAUUUUCACUGUACUAACUCUCAAUGCAAUCAGUUGGUUCAGAUAUCAUGAUCUGAAUGUUCAGCAGAUCUACAGCUAACUUAAACCACUAAUUGUAAAUAGUUAUUUGUUGAGAAAUCUUGUACCAUUCAUAGUAAAUCGCUGUGCUCGGUACAGUUUAUAAUAAAGAAGUGGUUUCCUCUUAAUUCGUUUUUAUCAAGGUUCCAACACAGUCGUGAGCAUUGUGAUGAAUUUUUCUUUUAUCCAAGUGGGUAUAUUUUACUUUUAGGGAAGAUUUGAUUUAAUGAACAGCAACAAAACUGAAUGCCUAUUAUACAAACACAUGUUCCGGCUUGUAUUUUAACUUUAAUUAAUUAAUGCUAGUGACGGUAACAUACACUGAAGUUCCAAUAUGUAAUUUGAAUUGAAAUGAGUAGCUGGAUAACACAACUUGCUGUUAAUUUAAAUACAGCAAAAACUCUGCUUUUAGAAAUUGAGCCUUCUAUGUAGUACUAUUUAUGUGCAAUUGAUACUCUUUUCUACUGAUUCAAAAACAACAUUUCACCAGGACUCUAUUAAAGAACUGCUAUGAUUAAAACAUCACAUGGCUUUCUACUUAAUAGUUUCAAAUUGUCAUACAUAUCAGUUAGAAAUAUUAUCUUGUAAUAAAUGUAAAUUACAAUAAUGUAAUGUAUUACAAUGUAUAUGAAAGGUAUGCAUGUGUAAAUAUAAGUGCAGUAUUUUUUUUUAUAUGAAGUGCAAUGGAAAUAUAUACAUCAGGCUUAAUAAAGGAACUCUGAUUAUCACAUGAAUGUAUGCCCUGUACCAGUCCCAGAACCACAGCCUAGUGGUCCCAUGUUAAUUAAUAAAAUAUCUUCCUGUCAAAA